Penaeus chinensis is the source of this 2570-nucleotide messenger RNA. RefSeq names its product bone morphogenetic protein 10-like. NCBI's taxonomy places the organism in Eukaryota, Metazoa, Arthropoda, Malacostraca, Decapoda, Penaeidae. Gene Ontology annotation, biological process: BMP signaling pathway; SMAD protein signal transduction. Gene Ontology annotation, cellular component: extracellular region. Gene Ontology annotation, molecular function: cytokine activity; growth factor activity. The record is from RefSeq and is a predicted model, not a curated record. Bases 693 to 2126 code for a protein of 477 amino acids. The transcript has 7 exons.
ACACCCCGAACCAGUCAGGGUCAAGAGACCGUGGAAGCAAGACGUGCGGUCUGCUCUCUCGUCUCGCUUCGUCGUCGCGCUUCAAUACAAGACGAGUUUUUCCCCCGCGGAGAAGCUUCGAUACUUUUUUCUUUUUUUUUUCUUUUUACUUUUCUCGCACUCCUCCUUUUGCCUUAGUAUAUAUAUCUUUGGGGGGUUUUGUUUUGUGUUGGAGGGAGUGAGGGAGACAUAAGAGGGACGCGGAUGUUAGACACAGAGAGAGGGAGAGAGAGAGAAAGAGAGAGAGAGAGAGACGGUGUGAACAGUUGAGUGAAUAUCAAGAGGAUCUCGGAGCCUGCAGACUCGGGCGAAAAGCGUCGAGGAACGCUGACGCCGAAGUGGAGGGCGAGGGCGGCGAAGGAGGGGGAUCCUGGUGACGGGGACGUGGUCUCACUCGGUCCUGCUCCGGGCGGGGGAGAGCCACCUGACGGAAGUGCGUCCAGGCCCUCCGCGCACACGAAGGCUCAGCUGGUGACCCUGGUGGGCGCGAGAGAGGAAUACUUAGUGCUCAGGUGGGCGUGCCUAGCUGGUCGGUCGGUGUGGCCCGCGGGCCGCACUGGCGUCAUGGGCGUGCGUGUGCGGAAGUGGAGGAGGGCCGCACUGCUGAGGCAGCUGGGUGGCAAAGCCGGGCCUUUCAGCCGAAGAUAAGCCUUAUGACCUACCCGGCCCGAGGUGCGGCCCACCUGGCCACGGUGCUGGCCGUGCUGCUGGCCAUGGUGGCCGUGGCCGCGACGGGCGCCAAGCCUAUGCCGUCGCCGCCCGCGCCGCUCAACGCCUCCGCCUUCUCGUCCUCCGAGGACUACUACUACGACUACUACGACUACGAGUACGACGUCGCGCCGCCCAACCUCAACCUGAGCGAGUUCCGGCUGCCGGGGGAGGAGGGGGGCGGCGCCCCCCACAUCCCGCGCUACAUGCUCGAGCUGUACAACGACCAGGCGACGAGGCGCUCGCACCCGCUGCCCGGCGCCGACCUCGUCAGGAGCUUCGAGGCCACAGCGAUGGAUAACCAAAGCGAGGCGGAGGAACACCAGGACUCAGUACCCACUCGUGUUCACUAUUUGGGUUUCAACGUGACGCUUCAUCACAGAGAGAGGGUCACGAGAUCGACUCUUAGGCUCUAUGCUCUCAUCACACGGGACCAGUACGCUUAUAUAGGCGUGGAGCGUCGCGUCCGAGUAGUCAUGAAGCAGUCCCGAGGCUCCAGUGACGCAGAGGGUGACGCAGAGACCGUGACGGUGUGCCAGCGUGAUGUUUACGAAAUGCAGAACGUGUGGGAGACCUUUGACGUCACUUCUGCCGUCCGGUACUGGCUGGCGAACCCCGACGAGCCGCAGGUCCUCCAGAUCUUGAUUGAGUCCGUGUUCUCGACGGUGGGCGACGGCGGCGACCUCGACGUGGCUACGGUGCCCCACACGGACAUCGAACCGCUCCUUCUGGUAUACUCCUCCGUCAGGCACCGCCGCCAGUCCAAGGAGGAGCUGGACCAGAUGAUCUCUCACGAGUACGACAAUCCGGUGACGAAGAGGCAGCGGCGUGCCCUCCCUCCCGGAGCCAGUUCGCGGGCUCGAAGGGCAAAGAGAGAGACUGGCACCGAUCCCCGACUUAGAAGAGUGAGGAGAAACACAGCAGCCGAGGAACAGGAGGAGGAGAGUAAUCAGAUCUGGGAAGGAGAGCAGGAUUACACGGGUCUCCCCUCGCACGCGCACAACUCCAUUGCAGUCUUCCCUCCUGCAGAAGGCCGGCGGAAGGGCAAGAGGAGGAGGGCGAAGAACGCGUGCAAGAGGAAGCCACUCAAGGUCGACUUCGAGGACAUAGGAUGGCAUAAAUGGAUCAUUGCUCCUCCUUCUUAUGAGGCCUAUCAGUGCAGCGGCAAAUGCUUCUACCCGCUACCGUCCCACCUCAGCCCCACGAAGCACGCUGUGGUUCAGAACCUGGUUCAUUCUCUCCACCCUGACCGAGCGUCCAGAGCCUGCUGUGUCCCUACUCUGCUGGGACCCAUCUCUCUGCUUUACCUGGAAAAUAAUAUUCCUACUUACAAGUACGAUUAUGAUGAUAUGGUCGUCCUUGAGUGCGGUUGCAGAUAGUCGAUGGCUUGUGCGAGGUGACCUUCUCCUUUUUUCGAGGAAAUGAGGGUUUUGUUUGGUGUAUUGUGCGAGUUUUUUUUCUCCUUUUUUUGGGGAAAAUAAAGCUGAUGGAGUAUUUUAGAAGAUAAUGGAUGGUUGUGUUGAAAAUCAGACGUUGAUACUGGUAACAGCGUUGUUGAGUCAGUGCUGUCAUGCCUCGUCAGGUGUCAUAUUAUAAUUCUUGUAUGAUUAUCUCGGCAAGACCUAAAACCACUGUGUCUUCCGCUGUCUCUCUCGCCAUGUUAAAGGGGCAGUUGUGGCUUGCAGUGUGCCAUGUCCUUUUUUAAUUACGGAAAAAUACUAACAAAACAGGGAAAGGAUUUUUUUUUUUUUCUUGUAAGUCACUACUUACUGCGGAAAUGUUACAAUUUGGAAUGUCACAGGGAUGUAUUAUGUUUUUUUUUU